GGGACGCUCCGGGAUCCGCGGGGCACAGGCAGCGGUGGGAGGAGCCGGCGAGUGUCAGCAGCGGACCGCUGGAAGGAAGCGAGCUGCAUGUUUCACGUUUAACCACAUCCGCGGCUGAAGCAGCAACGCAGAUUCGCUCAGUCGGACACCAAGCCGUGUUGCUGGAGUUCCCCUCCAUUUUGGGAGAGGCAGGCAGGCAGGCAGGCAGGCGGGCGGGCAGGCAGCCGGCCGGGGAGCUGCAGGCUGUCACCGAUGGCGUUCAGUCCGUGGCAGAUCCUGUCUCCCAUCCAGUGGGCGAAGUGGACCUGGACAGCAGUGCGGGGCGGUGCUGGGGAGGAUGGGGAGGACCAGGAGCAGGAACCCAGUGAUGGGGGCGACGCGGAGCCCGCCGUGAGGAGGGGUAGUUUCAGUUCUGACUCUGACACCAAUUUUGAGACGCCUGUUGCUGAUACACCUGCCCUAGGACCCUUGGACCUCUCUGAAAGUGAACUGACCCUCAAACAGACUGACGCUGGGUUGCAGACUGAAGACGAGCACUUAUCAUCGGGAGCCCGUCCACCUGCAGAGGGGCAAGCAGCAAGUGGCCCGUCACCAGAGGCAGCCCCAGUCCACUGUGACGUUCCACCGGACACCGCGGGCACCACCAGCACCCCUGGAGGGUCUCCGUCCCCGGAGAGCUCGGCAAGGAGCAAGGAGCUUGCCUCUGAAGGUCAGGCGGGCAGCGAGGCUCCGCCGUUUUCGGCGGUAACCCGGUGCACGCCAACGGGUGUGGGUCCACAAGAAGGAGGCAUGACUGUUCCUGAGGCAGCACCAUCCACAAAGGAACAGGCAGAAGAAUGCUUGAAGGUCUCAGGCAGCAAGACCAAACAUAAAAAGGCCCCCCCUCCAUCGCUGGAGCUGGGGGCAGUGGGUGACAGCGAAGCCAUGCCAAAGCCAAGGUCAUCCUACAGCUUUGACCCUAACAACUUCGACGACAGCAUCAACCCUUUCACCUCAGGGGGUUGCAGGCUGCAGGACUCUCCUCCAGCCCAUGGUCACACCCUGGAGGCAGAGGGUGAGGAGGGGACGGAGCCGCAGGCAGACAGCAAUGGGGCGGUGCUGAAGCUGGCUUUCGACUUCUCCGAGGACAAGGAGAACGCCGAGACCCAGGUGCCCGUAGCCAAGAAGGCAGGCAGGAAGUCUGGUGGCCGGGGCGGGAAGAAGCAGAGACCGACCGCGCUCAAGCCGGCCCCUCCUGUAGAAAAGGACGAAGCCUCACACGUCGCCAAUUCUGAUGACAUUCCCAUUCCCAAAAAAUCUUACAACUUGGAUUCAGUCCAGUGGGAUGACCCCAACUUCAACCCCUUCGGCAGCGGCUCCGGUCUGCGGAAUUCACCCACUGCACCGAAAGGGACGUACGGGUUUGACCCCGAGCGGUUCGAGGACGUAGCCGACCCUUUCAAGCCCUCGAAAAGUCUGGCCCUCGUGGACGAGCCCCCCUCCUCUGUGAAGCCGGAGACCAGGGAGACUGAGCCAGAGGCCCUUGAGGUGGCUGGCGAGGAGGAUGUAACAAAGGCGUCACCAAGGAAGCCCAAGCCUCGAGUGAUAACGACCAUUGAACAAAUGAGGUUUCUCUGUUUUCUGAUGAAUGCUUGCCGGGUGAAGAAAUAUGAAAACCAGUCUCUGGUGUUGGAUGUGUGCCCACAGGAUGGUGAGCCCCUCGAAGCAUCCUGCAUUGGGGAUAUGGCCCACAGGGAGGGCCACGCCACCGAUGAGGAGAAGCUGGCCUCCACAUCGGUGAGUCAGAAGCAUGGCAGCACAGAGGGCAAGGCCGAGGUGGAGGAGGACGCCGAGUACUUUGAAUGCUCCAGUCUCCCGGCCAACCCUGUAAAACCGGAGCCCGCGGCCCCGGAGGAAGAUUUGAAUAAAUCAAAAGAACUGGACCACUUGGAGCAACAUGCCUCAACAGCACACACCUCUGCGGCCGAGAUGAACAGUAGUGAGAGCAUCCUGUCCUUCAAGGCGCUCCUGAGUGAGAUGGAAGGCUCCGUGGGCAAUGAGCUGAGCAACCUCCAGGCUGACAAGACAGCGGUGCUGAGUUUAAUCAGAGAAGAGAUUAUUGGCAAGGAGCAAGAAGUUAUGGAGUGGAAACAAAAGUACGAAGCCAGUCAACAAGAAGUCAUUGAAAUGAGGAAGAUUGUUGCCGAGUAUGAGAAGACCGUUGCUCAGAUGAUAGAUGAUGAGCAGAAGAACAAAAUGGCCUCCCAGACAUCCAUGCACCAGCUGAUCGCGGAGAAGGACCAGGCGCUGGCAGAUCUCAACUCGGUGGAGAGGUCCUUAUCCGACCUCUUCCGGAGAUAUGAGAACAUGAAAGGUGUUCUGGAAGGAUUCAAGAAGAAUGAAGAAGUGUUGAAGAAAUGUGCUCAGGAUUACUUGGCGAGGGUGAAACAGGAGGAACAACGGUAUCAAGCCCUCAAACUCCACGCUGAGGAGAAGCUAGACAAGGCUAACGAGGAGAUUGCUCAGGUGCGUGCCAAGGCUCACGCAGAGGGAGUGGCCAUGCAAGCCAGCCUUCGGAAGGAGCAGAUGAAAGUGGAUUCCAUGGAGAGGACGAUUCAGCAGAAGAACCAAGAGAUUGAAGAGCUGACCAAGAUCUGUGACGAGCUGAUUGCCAAGCUGGGGAGAACGGACUGAAGCUUGGUCUUUCCAAAACACUGGAUCCUGUGCACGACACGGACGCAGCUUCUUCUAGACCUUCCUCCCUCAAGCACGCUGCCUUACUUAGAACCAGAACCCAACAACCAUGCAUCUGACCCUUAAACUAGCAACGCCCAAUAGUCCGCAGAGCACAUGUGGCCGCUGGAUCGUCUUUGUGUAAUGUUGACUACACAAGCAAAAGAGAUUAUCAAAACCUUCCUGAGGUGGCAGGCACCCAAUUUCUCUGAAGUGUAAUUUGCUCUGCCAGUGCCAUCUUCCAAUUUUCCUCUCAGCCCAAUGAGAUCAUCUCCUUAAAGGUGCCAUCCAGUACGCGUGUACAAUCAUGACGAGCACUGAUGAGGCAUUUCAGAUCCGGGUUAUAGAUUAGCUGAGCUCUGAAGAGCAAGGGAGUAUGGAUGCAUUGCAAAACACUUUCCAUCAGUUAGGUGAAGGCACUUGCUUAACACCAGGCUUCUCACCAUUUUGAUUCUCAGGGUUUAGAGAGCCUGAGGUCUAAGAUACAGGCUCACAGUGUGACCACACAUUGACACUUUAAUGGCUCUUCUGAAGGUAGAAGCAAUUCUUCACUUGGUACAUCACAAGCAUUGUGGUUUCAAGGGGCCAGCAGUAUGGUCUUAAUUUGAGCGCACAAAACUCACUGUACACUGAACACGGUAUAUUUAAAUGUUAAUUAGCGGAUGCAUCAAGCCCUGAAACGGACAGGAAAAUGCAGAGGCUCGCGUUCUUAGUGGAGGCUCCAGCAUUUAAUCACAAGCCCAACCACUCCAGCAACAGCACACGUUACCACAUCCAACCAUUGCCUUCCCUGCAGUUGACGCAUGGCAAGUCAGUGAUUUAAUGUGCCUGCAUCAGUAUUUUCUUUUUUUGACAUUGUGUUAGUGCCUGUGCAAAAUAGGGUGUUGGUGAUUUGACUGUGUCCAUCCUACUUGUGACUUGGCUGGGACCUCACUCCACCCUGCCACUUUUAAUGGUUUCUCCUCUGCCUUGCUCGCUUUCUGCUGCUUCACCCAUUGAGAACCUUCACCCGCAUAAUUUUUAUACACAGAUAUAUUUGUCUUUUAUAUGUUAUAGUUCAAUAUAAAAAUUUUUAAAGUUGUAACUACAAAGUAAGAAUCCGAAAAGAUAUUAUAAGAUUUUAAUUCCAUGUACUAAUAUAUUUUUUUCCAUUGUCAUUGCCUGAAUAAAAUGAAAGGUGAGAUUCACCUUGAGCAGUU
Mobula hypostoma (lesser devil ray) is the source of this 3911-nucleotide messenger RNA. RefSeq names its product transforming, acidic coiled-coil containing protein 1 (gene tacc1). NCBI's taxonomy places the organism in Eukaryota, Metazoa, Chordata, Chondrichthyes, Myliobatiformes, Myliobatidae. The record is from RefSeq and is a predicted model, not a curated record. Gene Ontology annotation, cellular component: cytoplasm. The transcript has 14 exons. Bases 253 to 2673 code for a protein of 806 amino acids. Gene Ontology annotation, biological process: cerebral cortex development; mitotic spindle organization; cell population proliferation.